AUGAUUGAGGGAAUGGUGAAGGAUGGUGUUAUUGAACCUUCAUCUAGUCCAUGGUGUUCACCUGUGGUGCUGGUAAAGAAGAAGGACGGCAGCAUGCGGUUUUGUGUUGACUAUCGCCGCCUGAACGACAUUACAAAGAAGGACAGCUAUCCCUUGCCAAGAAUUGAUGACACGCUGGAUAUGCUUACAGGCGUAAAGUGGUUUAGUACGCUAGAUCUGAAAAGUGGCUACUGGCAGGUUGAAAUUGACCCUAAGGACAAGGAGAAAACUGCAUUCUCCACAGGAAAGGGUCUGUGGCAAUUCAAAGUCAUGCCGUUUGGAUUGUGCAAUGCUCCAGCAACGUUUGAAAGGUUGAUGGAGCUUGUACUUACCGGGCUAAUUGGAGAUGCUUGUCUGGUCUAUUUGGAUGACAUCAUCAUCGUAGGCCGUACGUUUGAGGAACACCUUCAAAACCUGGAACGCGUGCUCAUGAAGAUCCAGAGUGCCAACCUCAAGUUGAGUCCAAAGAAGUGCUCACUAUUCAAACGGCAAGUUAGUUUUUUGGGGUAUGUAGUGUCGGAAGAAGGUAUCCGCACGGAUCCAGAGAAAAUUGCUGCUGUCAAGGAGUGGCCGGUCCCAAAAGACAAGACACAGGUUAGAGCAUUUUUGGGUUUGUGCUCUUAUUAUCGGCGAUUUGUGAAGAACUUUGCAGAUAUAGCCAAACCUCUGCACAAGCUAACCGAGGAGAAGCGACAAUUCUGCUGGGAUGAAAGUUGCGAUAUUGCAUUCCAGGAGCUCAAGAACCGCCUGUGCAAAACACCUAUUUUGGGGUACCCUGAUGCGGGCAAGGAAUUCAUAGUUGACACAGACGCAAGUGAUAUAGGACUUGGCGGUGUGUUGUCUCAACGGAAUGGUGAUCAAGAGAUUGUGAUAGCGUACUUCAGCAAGUCGUUGUCAAAGCCGGAAAGGAACUAUUGUGUCACAAGACGGGAAUUGCUUGCUGUGGUAAAGUCCUUGCAGCAUUUUAGCAAAUAUCUUCUAGGGCGGAAAUUCCACUUACGAACUGACCAUGCUGCACUGAAAUGGCUAUUGCAGUUCAAAAAUCCGGAAGGACAAGUUGCGAGAUGGAUAGAACUACUGCAGGAAUACGACUUUGUGAUCGAACAUCGCAGCGGGAAAUCUCAUGGCAAUGCAGAUGCAUUGUCAAGAAGACCUUGCCCUGAAGAUUGCAAGCAUUGUACUAGGCAAGAGGGUAAGGAAGUGGUAUCUGUGAGAAUGCUCAGGACAGACCAGCUCAGCAAUGAGUGGAAGGACAGCCUACAACAUGCACAGCAGGAAGAUUCGGACAUUAAGCCGAUUCUGGAAUGGAUGAAGGCCAGUGCUCCUAAGCCCAAGUGGAGCGACGUCUCAGCAAUGAGUUCGACCACGAAAAGCUAUUGGGCCCAAUGGGACAGCUUGCUGAUUCAGGAUGGAGUCCUGUGCCGUAAAUGGGAAAAUGGUCGGGGAGACAGGUGUCAUUUGCAAAUGGUUGUCCCUAAGGCUAAAGUGCCGGAUAUUCUACAGCUGUACCAUAGUGGUUGUUCAGGAGGCCACCUGGGAGUUAAACGAACUCUCCUGAAGAUCCGAGAACGGUUUUACUGGGUCCACUGUCGUGACGAUGUCGAGGACUGGUGCCGCAAAUGUACAAGUUGUGCGGCUGUAAAGGGACCUCAAAUUCGUAGUAGAGGCGCAUUGAAAUUGUACAAUGUUGGUGCACCAUGGGAGAGGAUAGCCAUUGACGUUGCGGGGCCGUUUCCAGAAACUGAAAGUGGUAACAAGUAUUUCAUGGUAGUGAUGGAUUACUUCACUAAGUGGCCAGAAGUCUUCGCCAUUCCAAAUCAAGAAGCUUCAACAGUUGCAGAUAAACUAGUUCAUGAAGUCUUCUGUCGUUUUGGAGUACCUUUAGAGAUUCACAGCGAUCAAGGAAGGAAUUUUGAGUCUCAAAUAUUCCAGGAAACUUGCCGAGUUAUGGGUACUCAGAAAACACGAACAACUUCUUACCACCCACAAUCUGAUGGAAUGGUAGAAAGAUUUAAUCAGACAUUGGAGAGGUACCUAGCAAAAGUUGUGGAAAAACGGCAACGAGACUGGGACAGGCACAUACAACCGUUUUUGUUGUCAUAUCGAAGCGCUGUUCACGAAAGUACAUCAGUGACACCAGCUUUCGCAAACUUUGGGAGAGAAUUGCGGCUGCCUGCAGACCUGAUCACCGGAAUACCACCUGAUGCCCCACGCAGUAUAACCGAUUAUGCAAAUGACUUGCGGAACAAAAUGAAUGACAUUUAUGAGCACGUCAGACAGACGGGCCAGCAAACGUCUGAGAAGAUGAAAACACGGUAUGACCGCAAAAUGAACAACAAGGGCUUUGAUGAAGGUUCACUAGUGUGGUUACACAAUCCAGUUCGCAGCAAAGGGAAAUCUCCUAAGCUUCAAGCUAAAUGGGACGGACCGUACCGGAUUGUGACAAGGAUCAAUGAUGUAACCUACCGGAUACAGAAAGGUGCCAGAGGUACUCCUAAGAUUGUCCAUGUGGAUCGACUGGCGCACCAACUGCUGAAAUCUAUAUGGAUGAGCAGGCUGCCUCAUCAAGUGCAGGGCAUUUUAGUUGCUCAAAAGCAAGCUUCUCUGGAAGAUCUUGGAGAUUUAGCUGAUAAACUUCAUGAAACUAAUCCCCAAUUAACAUCGGCAUACAAGGUCAGUGCUAUCGAUCAAUCUCUUGGCACAGCUUUAUCUGUUCCUUCGACAUCUGAUGAAAUUAAGAUGCUCCACCAGAAGGUAGACGAAUUAACCCGCAUCGUUGCUAGUCUCACAGUGGGUACGGAUGUCGCUACUGGUAUCAUCGGAUCUGACUUUCUGGCAUAUUACCAUUUAUUACCAGACUGCUCCGAAGGUAAACUACGGGAUGGGAAGACUGGACUGUCUGCUCCCGCUGUUAUUUCAAGUCUUGACCAACCAAGCGUUAAAGUGGUUGCGCUUUCUGACUCGCCGCUCGCCAAUGUUUUAGCAGAAUUUCCUAGCAUCUGUAGACCUCCAGGAGCACCUCGAAAUCUGAAGUAUUCUACAGUACACUAUAUUAAUACCACUGACGGUCCUCCGGUUACUACUUGCGCACGUCGCCUGGCACCUCAAAAACUUCUUGCUGCGAAAAAAGAAUUUGAGGAGAUGCGCCGAGAGAAAUUACCUCCCACACAGCUAAAUCAGUUGUCUUUUAUAAUUCAAUUUUCGACUGAUAUCAAACACAUAAAGGGAGAUAACAACAUCGUGGCAGACACAAUGUCUCGAAUCGAGUCGAUAUCCCUCGAAGAGGACUACAUAGCAUUAUCAGUUUCUCAAGAAGGGGAUCCAGAAUUAAAGAAACAUGAGAAGAAUUCAUCACUGAGACUAGAAAAAGUCACCAUCCCUGGCACUUCGGUAACAGUCAUAUGCGACACCUCAACUGGCCGACCAAGACCAUUUCGCACACAUCCUUUUCGUCGUGCUGCUUUUAAUAAAUUGCACAACUUAAGUCACCCUGGCGUUCGAGCUACAGUUAAAUUAGUGUCGGAGCGCUAUGUUUGGCCAGAUAUGAAAAAGGAAUGCCGUGUGUGGGCUCGCUCAUGUCUAAACUGCCAGCGUAGUAAAGUGACGCGCCAUAUAAUUUCACCCACUGGUAAUUUCAACGGUCCUUCUGGAAGGUAUAGGCAUGUACAUAUUGACAUCAUAGGGCCGCUUGCACAUUCACACGGUUACACCUAUUGUCUUACUGCGAUCGACAGGUUCACGCGAUGGCCAGAAGCAUGGCCUAUAACAUCAAUAACUGCUGAAGAAGUUGGAGAAACUUUUGUUGCAGGCUGGAUAUCGCGUUUUGGAGUACCCAAUAUUGUGACCACUGACCAAGGAAGACAGUUCGAAUCUGCAUUUUUCUCGCGUCUAAUAAACCUCUGCGCAACGAAACGUAUUCGAACCACUGGUUACCAUCCAUGUGCCAAUGGCAUGGUCGAAAGGAUGCAUCGACAAUUAAAGGCUGCGCUAAUGUGUCACUCUAAUACUUGGACGAAAGCAUUACCGCUCGUCCUCCUAGGAAUGAGAAGCACUCUCAAGGAUGAUAUAAAAACCUCGGCAGCAGAACUGGUGUAUGGAGAACCGCUACGUUUACCAGGUGAGCUAAUCGCACCUCAAAAGUUUACAAAUAAUCCUGCAGACGUAAUGGACUACGUAGCAGAUUUAAAAAGGAAAAUGGAAAUAUUACGUCUAAUUUCUGCAUCUCACCACACGCGGACGUCUACAUUUAUUUUCAAGGAUCUCGCAUCGGCUACUCACGUUUUCCUUCGUGAUGAUGCAGUAAGGCGCCCUCUACAACCACCGUAUACGGGUCCUCACGCAGUUCUUCAGAGAAGAGACAAAACGCUGACCUUAGACGUCAAUGGUAGAAAGGUCACUGUAAGCAUUGAUCGUGUGAAGCCGCCUUACAUUGAAAAUAAUAAAUCAGGCAAACAAACUACUACUCCUGUGACCCCAGCAACCGCUAAUACUCCUCCCCCUAUAGUCCAACCUACCCGUAAUAACACAGUUACGCCAUCCGAUACUAGAGUAGUUAAAACAAGAUCUGGCAGAUGCGUAAGAUUUAGAAAUAUUUUAGAUAUUUAG
Messenger RNA from Parnassius mnemosyne (clouded apollo), 4644 nucleotides. The record is from the annotation of a GenBank genome assembly. Lineage: Eukaryota; Metazoa; Arthropoda; Insecta; Lepidoptera; Papilionidae.